AUGAAGCCUACCCUUUUCCUGCUGCUGCUAGCUGCCUACACUGCCCAUGGGGCGCUGGUGCCCCGCGCUCUCUGGCAGUUUGGGAUGAUGAUCCAGUGCACCCAGCCUGGGGUCAACCCCUUCAUCUACAACAACUAUGGCUGCUGGUGCGGAUUCGGCGGAAACGGGACCCCCAAGGACGAGCUUGACAGUUGCUGCAAGGUCCAUGACCUGUGCUACAGGGCUAGCAGGAAGCUCCCCGAGUGCCGUCCUGUCGUGGAUGUCCCCUACAUCAAAGUCUACGAACACACCUGCUCAAACAUGGAGGUCACCUGCUCAGCAUCGAACGACGUGUGCCAGGCUGCGGUGUGCGAGUGUGACCGCAUCGCUGCCCACUGCUUCGCUGAGCAAGCCUACAACUCCGAGAACAAAAACCUUGACCCUGAUGUCCACUGUGUCAACUGA
Molecule: messenger RNA, 444 nt
Organism: Conger conger (European conger)
Lineage: Eukaryota; Metazoa; Chordata; Actinopteri; Anguilliformes; Congridae
Product: phospholipase A2, minor isoenzyme-like
Exons: 4
Coding region: 1-444 (147 amino acids)
Biological process (GO): lipid catabolic process; arachidonate secretion; phospholipid metabolic process
Molecular function (GO): calcium ion binding; phospholipid binding
Source: RefSeq, a predicted model, not a curated record